Messenger RNA from Athene cunicularia (burrowing owl), 7201 nucleotides. RefSeq names its product NACHT, LRR and PYD domains-containing protein 12-like. The record is from RefSeq and is a predicted model, not a curated record. Gene Ontology annotation, molecular function: protein binding. Gene Ontology annotation, cellular component: cytoplasm. The coding region runs from base 4343 to 7201 and encodes 952 amino acids. The transcript is spliced from 11 exons. Lineage: Eukaryota; Metazoa; Chordata; Aves; Strigiformes; Strigidae.
GGCAGAUUUCCCUUUGCGAGCUUUGUUCCAGCACAAGCCAGGGGUCAUAUCAAAGGAUACCCCUUUGAUAUCAAAGCCCCCCCACCUAGCAGAAAACCCCCAGCUCCUUCCUUGGGAAAGGUGAAGACUGAGCACCAGGGCUGCUGGCUGUUCCUAGCCAGGCUUGCUGCCUGCCUCAGGAUUGACAGCGAUUAAACAGUCAUUAAACCCACACAAGCAGAGCGAAGGCCAAACAAAUCCCACCACCCAUGCAGAUGGGAGAGAAAACACAGCUGGAAACCCGAUCAGAACCUUUCAGGGAGGUGUACAGGCUUUCCUGCCAAGGCUGGACGGUUUUAGCUGGGAAUGCUGCCUCCCUUCCUCCCUCCCAGCUGCCCCGUUUCCGGCACAUGGCCGGCUCCACUCCCCCAUCCUCAGAGCCCUCCUGCGGCAUCAAACCCCCGUCUCCAGCCCAGGGCUUCUCCCUUCCCCUCACUGAAGCCCGGGUGGCUGUUGGCAGGGGCCAGCCCAGCUCGGAGCAGGCAAGCAGAGCACAUCCCGCAAAAGCAGCGCAGGAGAUCUUUGCGGAAGAGAUCGCAGGGAGAGCUGCGUGGGGACACACUCCCGAGCCGGCUGGCAUGGCAGCCCCCGGCCUCCAUCCCAGGCAGCUGCAAGGCGGCGGACACUCACCUUGACCAGACAGAAGGAGAAGCCAAGAAAGCAGCCCCAGAGCAUGUCAGCACCCAGAAAUCCCCUGGCACCGAGCACAGGAAGGUUCCCUGCUGCAAGUGGGUCACAUCACCCGUAACACAGCCUGGGAGAGCCGAGCGCCAGCACAGGCACAGCGAGCAGCAAUUCAGAUCAAGACACAGCAAGGAAUUACUGGCUACUCUGGUUAAAGUGAAAAAAAUACAGCUCCAGAUGGGCAAAAUCUGGCAGCUGAGGUGUGGGGAGUUGCCUCAAUACCCAGCGUCUGCCCUGCAGAUAGCUGUUCUCCACCUCUGCUGGUCAUCCACAAGUAGUGGGUUGUCUUCACGAGCUCAGCAAGGAUGCUGCAGACCUUCCCGUGGCUUGAGACUGCAGCAGUUGAACUCAGCUGGUUGAUGAUCUGGCUUAUUAAACAGUUUCACAGUAUUGUUUUCAGGCUUCCCAUGUACUUUAACACACAUUACAUAUAUUUUCUUCCCACUGUCUUUCUGAGCUUGUAAGAAAAUUCUCAUUUUCUUUAUUCUCCAUCAUGCUUCCUAUCCCCCUUUCUCCAGUCAUACCACCAGUAUUUUAUUUCUUUAUUAACAUAAUCACUAUCCACAAAGACAUGCAAUGGGUUCCGCUUGGAGAGUUUGUCUCUUAGUAAUGUCUAUAAUAGCCUGUACUCUAUUUGGAGUGAUUUUUUUUUUUUUAACGGUUUCCCCACUACUUGCUCUUCUGCUCUAUUAAUAGCAGCAGAGGACUAUUUUUAGCUUGCUUCUAUCUGGUGCUCUCAUCGAUGAACUGUACCUUUGGUUUAUUGCUAGGUUCUUUAAAAAGAACCCCUGCUCCCAGACCCAAUAAUUACAAUUGAGUUUGUUCUCAACAGUGCAGUCUGCACCUUGUUGGGUUAGAGCAGGAGCAAGAUAAUCUGCUCCUUGUAAGGUUUGUACAGCACCUUCCUAUCCAUUAACAUCAGUGCCUGGUGGGAUUCAUGUAGAUGAUACUCUGCUGCUGAAUUUCCCUAAAACCUGAGAGGGGUGUGAGUAGGUGGGACUGUGAGGGUGGAAGCCCUAAAGACCAGCCCAGCCCAGGCUGCUGUGGAGUUUUUGUGUCCAGCCCCUGAAGGAGACACAGUUCACAUGCUGCUGGUACCCACUGUGCUUUUCUGCUCUCUUCGAACUGAAAUUCCUGUUGAAAGGUGUUCUCCUUGUGCUGGGCAUUUUAGUGCUGGGGCUUUUAGAGCAGCUUUUUUCCACUUGAGUUAGGGCAUCAUCAUGUCCUGAGUCCACUUCCACUCUGGAGUCUUAAUCAAUGAUUCCCACAACAGUCUGCAGAUACCAGCACAGUUACGGAUGUGCUGCUGUCAGAAAUUAAAUCCUUCUAACAGUGUUCUCAGCUGGGAUGGGCCACAAAAAACCCCUUUCUUCCAUGCAAAGCUUUAACCACACUUGUACCUAUUGGUCUUCCUGACUUGCCAAUUGUAAUUCCCAGUAGUUAUCCUCAGCUUGCACUAAUGGUGCCUACUUCAAAUUGACUGCAAAACCUGUUUGAUCUCACUAAUUUUAAAACUUGGACACCUCUCGCCUCUUCAGUAGCUCCAGUCGCUGGAGUAUCAUCCACACAAGAUGUUUUUUCUUUAUCCCCUGGAGACAAUAGUUUGAACAGGUUUCUGACAUGAGCCUGUGCCCACAGGUGUGUUGUGAAGCUCUGCAGUACCUGGGCAAGGGUUUAUUCCUUUUCUCCAAGUGCAAAAGCAAAUCUGAAAACAAAUUCUUCAGUAAACAGGAAGGCAAAGAAAUGGUUGGAUCUAUGUCAGGAACCACUUGUUUUCUGGUAACUUAGCAAUAAUCACUGGCAUGUCUGCUAAACUACGAGCUGUUCUCAUGGGGAAUGCAUUUAUUUGGCAGUACUCCACUGGCAUUUGCCAGGGUUUUCCAUCAGCCUUUCUAACAGGCUGCAGUAGAAAAUUAUAAGGGUUUGUAAUUUCUCAGAAAGGCUUUGUUUAAAAUAACCCUUAAUGAUUUCACUCAGAGCAGUCUCAGCUUCAUUAGGAUAUGAGUAUUUGUACGGGGGACUGGGAAGUCCCACUAGUUCAGCUGGUGCAAUGGGUUUUACACAGUGGGGUUUUCUACCAACCUCCUGGGGUGGUUCUUGCCAUCAUUCUUUAUCUGCCUCCAUCAAAGCUUCUAUCUGUCAUUUCACCCUUUAUAACCACCUUUGUCUGGUUUCUGUAUUACAGACACAAAAAUCUCACCAUAAUAAUCUAAUAAGAGCCCACAGUCCAUCCUCCAAUCGCUUUCUAAAGUAAAGGGAUCUUCAUUGCUGUGUCAAAAGCCUGCUGGUACCUUCAGAUCUCCUGGGUACAGCCCCAGGCAGCCCCCAGGGCCCCCAUGUGUUUGGCACACAGACUUCUAUUUGUGCAGGCAGUGCUGGGUCGAAGCCAAUCUCCUUAAGGAUGACUUUGGUCACCUAGGGGGUGGCAGAGGCGCAAGAGCAUCACCAUGUCCUGCCACGGCUCCUCUCAGCUGCAGCAUCACUCCUUCCAGCAAGUCCCAUCUUUCCUUCCCAUCCCAUUUUGUCAUAUCUCCUCGUAAAUCCUUUAAUGGUCUCCAGAGCCCUUAACACCUUUGAUCCAUUUUUAUCCUGAUGCACUACCCCUGCCACCACCAUUUCCCAAAUAUUCCCUACUCCUCUGCUCUGGUGUCUACGCCCCUCACUACUGAAAGCUACAGGUGCUGCUUGGCCCAUGUUAAAUUUUCCCAUUUUCUCCUGAACCCAGACCAUAAUUACUAGCACCACUCCAUUUGAUUGCUACCAGGUGAGCCCAGGGAGGCUUCCCUGCAUUUGGGCACCAAAUUCCAGUGAUCCAUCGCCAGAGCUGCCUUGUGCCUCACCAGCAAAGGACAGGUGGGAUGGAAAGCUUAGCAAUUCUGUAUUGAUUCAGGAAAAUCUUCUCCAUCUUCUCCCAGUUUCUGGAUCCCUUUUUAUGCUGCUGGUUUCUUACCUAUCUGCUGAGCAAUCUAACAACAUGCUCAAUCAAGAAGGGCAUAUACUGGUCCCUUAGUACAUGUUGGAGCAAAAGCUGGUGUAGCACAAGCUCUAAGCACUGAGCUAUUUCAUUUUUAUUCCAUCCAAAGCUUGAAACAUUUCUGGAAAUGCCACGCUCAGUCCACAACUGCGCUUUAUUUUUGCAGUCCCACAGGCUCUGGGAUAGCUGUUACACUGGGACAGCGACUGCUGUUCCCAGCUCCUUUUUCCUUUCCCUUUCAUACAUUUCACCCCAAUAAUCCUCUGACAGGUCCCAGUCUAAUUCUCAAUUUCCUGCAGCUAUUUUUAAUUUCUCUAUCCUACUCUGCUUUUGCAAGCAUCUAAAUUUAGCUUCACGUUGCCUGUGAUGGGGUUCCCUUGGAUGUCCCCCUCGCUCCAGGGUGAAAGCUGCAGCAGGCAGUAAUCCCUGCAGGAAACUGCAGCUUCCCUCUGAUUUCCUGAAUUUACAGGAAACUAAUUCCAGCCGGAUCUGCUCAAAGAGAGCUGCAGGAUGGUACUUUUCUCCUAAAGACACAGAAGACUUGAACUGAGGAGGAGGAGAGUAAUAUCAGAAAUGAGGAGUCUCGAAGAGGGAGGAGGAAAAGGUUCCGUGACUUUUCUUACCAGUAAAAGGUGACAUCCCUUGAUGGCAGGGGAAGAGCGUGCACUAGCCGUCCUCUUACAAGCACUGCAAGGUCUCACACUUAAAGACUUUCAGGAAUUUAAGACCAAGUUAUUGGAGGUUCACGUAGAAGGAGUAUGGAAUAUCCCCAAGGAUUCACUGGCAAAGGCCACCCAUCCGUGUGCGCUUGUCAGCUGCAUGGGCAAGAACUACAGCGAAGAUGCCAUGAUGGACAUAGUGAUUGGGUUGUUUGAAGAGAUGAACCAGAGAGACCUCGCUGAGAAACUCCUGGAUGAGAAAGUGAAAGAGUACAAGCGGAAAUACAGAGAACAUGUGGUCCAGGCGUUCCUCUGGUACAAAGAAGUGAACUCCUGUCUUGGGCAGAAUCUCUCUGUCAGCAGCCGCUAUACCGCCCUGACCAUUGCCAGGAAGCCUCGGAGCGAUCGUGGAGGCGAGCGUGAAGCUGUGGGUGCAGGCCGUGGAUGUGCCAACACCAGCAACGGACCAGCCACCAUCACUGUCACUGCCCAGACGCUGUUUAAACCCGAUGAAGAUGGGCAAACGCCACAGGUCGUGGUGCUGGUAGGCGCCCCGGGGAUGGGGAAAACAAUGAUGGUCAGGAAGGUGAUGGUGGAGUGGGCGGAAGAGACCGUCUAUACACAGUUUGACUACAUCUUCUGCAUAGACUGUAAAGACAUUGCCUUUACCAAGGAAGCCAGCAUGGGAGACCUGGUUUCAAAGUGCUGCCCUCACAGCCGAAUGCCAGUUCAGAAGAUCAUGGAUGACCAGAAGAUCCUGUUCAUUUUUGAUGGUUUUGAGGCACUGGAAUUUCCCUUGGUUCGGCCCGAAGAUGAGCUGACCUCUGACCCCAUGGAAGUGAAGCCACUGGAAACCACCCUCAUGAGCCUGUUGAAGAAGACUGUUCUUCCCGAGUCCUCCUUGCUCAUCACCACAAGGCCAACAGGUCUUCAAAGCCUGGGACAGUGCCUGGAUGGUGAGUAUUAUGCAGAAAUACUGGGAUUUUCAGCAGCCAUGAGGGAAGAAUAUUUCCACAGGUAUUUUGAGAACAAUGAUAAAGCCAAUGUGGCCUUCAGAUUUGCCAGAGGCAACAAGAUCCUCUACAGCUUGUGUGUCAUCCCUGUCAUGAGCUGGACCGUCUGUACCAUCCUUAAACAAGAGCUUUACAAGAAGAAAAACUUUAUUGAGUGCUCUAAAGCCACCACAUGGAUGAGCAUGUUUUACCUCUCCCAGUUAAUGAAGUGCAGAAGCAGUGAUAACCCACAGGACCUCCAGCGGUUCCUACACAAGCUUUGUUCCUUGGCUGCCAAUGGCAUCUGGAAGCACAAGGUCUUCUUUGAGGAGAAGGAGAUCAAGGACUGUGGCUUGGACCAGCCAGACCUUCUCCCCCUCUUCCUCAACGAGAAGAUAUCAAAGAAAGGUGUAGAACAUGGGAACGUCUACAGCUUCACCCACCUGCACCUCCAGGAGUUUUUUGCGGCGAUGUUUUACGUUCUGGAGGACGGUAAGGAAAUUGUCAGUGACUCAGGGGCUCUCACGAAGGACGUAAAUAUGUUGUUGGAAAGCUAUAGCAAUUCCAGGAAGGAUUUGAACUUAACAGUGCGGUUCCUGUUUGGUCUGGUAAGCCAAAAAUCAAUAGAGUACAUGGACAAAAUCACUGGGUGUAGAAUUUCACCACGAGCCAAGGAAGACAUGCUGAGGUGGCUCCAGGGGAUGCACAGAAGCAGCUCCUGUCCCAGCCAAGAGCUGAAGGUUUCGGAGUUGGACACUUUCCACUUUUUGUUUGAGAUGAACGAGAAUAGCUUUGUGCAAAGUGCAUUGGAUCGUUUCACAGACAUAGACUUACAGGACAUCAAGUUGACACUGUAUGACCAAAUGGCUCUUUCCUUCUGCAUCAGGCAGUGGGCUGGGCUGAGCUGCAUCACACUCCGGGGAUGCUCCUUCGACCAGCAGGAUCCCAAGGAGGAGCUGGCCACAGCUGUCCCUUGCUCCAGUGCCGCAGGAGCCGAAGGAUGUCCCUGUCCCCUCGCUGAGGAGCUGCACUCCCCCAUCCACCUGCUCUGCCAGGCACUGCAGCACCCGGGCACCAACCUGCAGGCGCUCCGGCUGCGCUGGUGCGGGCUGUCGGAGAGCUGCUGCGCGGAGCUGGCGGCGCUGGUGGCCAAACACCCCAGCCUGGCCCGGCUGGAGCUGGGCGACAGCACGCUGGGCGACGGCGGUGUGCGCCUGCUCUGCAGGGGGCUGCAGCAGCCUGGCUGCCGCCUGCACGUCCUGCGGCUGUGGUACUCCCGCCUCACCAGCGCCUGCUGCCAGGACCUCGCCACCGUGCUGGGCACAAGCCCGCAACUGGAGGAGCUGGAUUUAUCCUUCAGUGAGGGGCUGCAUGAUGCCGGUGUGCAGCUGCUGUGUGAGGGGCUCCGGCAUCGUUCCUGCCGGCUGCGGACACUGCGGUUGGGGAGCUGCCGGCUGACGGGUGCCUGCUGCCGAGCCCUGGCUGCUGGGCUGGUGGAGAGCCCCGGCCUUGCCUGCCUGGACCUGAGUGACAAUGAGUUGGGAGCCGAUGGCGUCCUGCAGCUCUGCCGGCAGCUCCGGCAUCCCGCCUGCCCACUGCGGGCCCUGGGACUGACCACAUCUGGAUUAAACGAGGAAGUGCUGCGGGAGCUGGCCGCAGUCCGGGCACUGAAGCCUGACCUGAAGAUUGGGUACCUCCUCGAGCAGGACAUGCCACAGGUGGGGGCCAUGGCCCGGCUGCCCUUCCACCGCGGGGUCCUGCCAGGUGCGGGGGGGGCAGGGGGCAGGAAGGCACUCCCCUCCUUUAGGAGAGGUCCCCUUCUUGAUCCUUGCAACCACCGGAGCCAUUUCUAG